AUGGAGGGAAGCAAACUAUAUGUGAGCAAGGAAUUUAUGCCGCUUAAAGUUUUAAGAGAUACAAAAUUAAAUGAGGAAGAAAGAGUUGAUGUAUUGGAUAAGUUUGAUGAUGAGAUUUUACAAAAUGAAUAUUCAAGUAGAUUGGAAAAGGAGUUAAUAUUAGAGAAUAAAAAUUUUAAUAGAGAUAUAAAUUUAUUACAAUUAAAUUAUGGUGGUAAUUUGAUUAAAAACAAAGCGAUAUUAUCUAAACGAAAUGUUGUAUAUUUGAGUAGUCAUAGUUCUAUAUUAUUAAUUGAUUUAAAAAAGAAAAAGAAAAAAAGAAUUGUGUUAUCAUUUGAUAUAGAUAGGAUAUUUUAUUUUUAUGAUAAGAAAUAUAAAGAAGAAUAUUUAAUUAUAAAAGGGAUGAAUAAUUAUAUAUAUAUAUAUCGUAUUAGUAAAAAUAAGUAUGAAUAUGUUAAGAAAUUUUUUAUUAAAAAUUUAUUUUAUAUUAAUAGUUUUGGAAAAAAUGGAGAAUUGUGUUUUGCUACAUGGGAAAUAAAUGACGGGAAAAUGUAUACAAACUUUUUUCUUCUUAGAUUUAUAUUUCAAUAUGAAUCUUAUAUGUCUGAAAAUUAUCCUAAUAGUCUAAAAAAUAAAAAUCAUAUAGAAAAGGAAGAAUAUAGAAGUAAAUUAUUAAAUCAUCAUAUAACAUAUUCAUAUGAAUCAGAUUCAGAAUGUAAUUUUGAUAAUAAAUAUUUUCCAUCAGAGCUCUAUAUGUCUGAGUUAACAGAUAAUGAAUUGGAAUACAAUAAUAAUACAUUAAGAAAAAAUUAUGACAAUAAUAUGAAUCAUAUAAUAAAUGAUGAUAAACAACAAGAUUAUAACCAUAGGAAUAAUAAUACCUAUAUGAAUGAUGAUUAUAUUCAUAUCCUAGCUAAAUUAAAAAUCAAACCUAUUUUAAAAAUUAAAUAUAUUUAUUUCUCUAUGAUAGAUAUAAAUAAAAAAUUAAAUAAAUUAGUAUUAUCAAAUAAUAAUAUAAUAAUUAUAUAUGAUUUAGAAAGAAGGAGUUAUAAUAUCAUGGCUUUUAGAAAUUAUAUUUCAUCCAUAAAAAUAAGUGAUGAUAAUUUUUUAGCGGUAGGUUUUAUAAAUGGAUAUAUCCAUGUUAUAUUAUUUGAAGAGCUAUUAUCGAAUAAUGAAAACAAUAAAAAUAAACAAUAUGAAAAAAUAUUUAAUAGUAUCAAACCGUUUCAUAUGUAUCCUGGAACGGAUUCUUUAAAAACGGUGUUUCCUUAUAUAGGGGCAUACGAGGUGGACUAUAUGAGUGAUAAUAAUAAUAAUAAUCAAAACAAUACAAAUAAUGACAACAAUAAUGACAACAAUAAUGACAACAAUAAUGACAACAAUAAUGACAACAAUAAUGACUACAUUAAUAAUAAUGAACAGAGUCAUGAAGUCAAACUUCCUCCUCUUCUGAACAUACCUUAUAUUAACUUUGAUUUUAAUAAAAAUAAAAUUAUUAAUAUUUAUAAAUUUCACAUGAUAAAAUAUAAAUGGCACUCGCAUUCUGUAUACAACCUUGAAAUUGAAGGAAGGAAAAUUAUUUCAUGGGGAGAAGAAGCUGUUAUUUUAUUUUAUGAUAUAGACAAAGCAUCAUAUGAAUUUAUUUCGCAUUUAGGAUUUCCAUGUUAUUAUAUAUAUUUGAAUAAAGAAAAAAAUCUUAUAAUUUGUAAUUCUUUAAAUAAUUCUCUCAUGUUUAUUAAUUAUAAUCAUCGUUUGUUUUUCUAUAAAUAUAAUGGUAUCAACAUGCCUUUGUCAUUAAAAAGUUUAUUUUAUCAUUAUACAAAUGUAGACUUAAAUAUAAAAAAUAGUAUGAAUCUUUUUAUGAGUCAGAUAAAUGAUGAAUAUGACUACACACGAAAUAUAGGUGAUCAAACUACGGGACGUGGAUUUUAUAAAAAUGAACAUAAAAAUAACAACCUUUUUAAUAAUACUAUGUAUGAUGAUAAUAUGAAUAACUUUGCGAACUGUCAGGAAUAUUCAACAGAAGAUUCUAGUGAUGAAUCAAGUAAUGAAUCUAAUGACCUUUCCGAAGUAGAAGAUAUUAUAUCAAGGAAUAAAAAAAACAAAAAUGAAUUUUUAAAUGAAGAAACAAAGAAAUAUGAUGAUCAGGAUAAUAACAGAAAUGAAUUUUCGAAGCAUCAUGACGAUGAUAACCAGAAUAUUGAUGAUAAUAAAAAGUUGGUGAGUAUAAAAAAGCGUAAAAAAGAGAAAAUAGAAGAAAAUUUUCUUAGUUUUCGAUACAUAGAAAAAGAAUUAGAAAAGAAACUUUUUAAAAAUAGUAAUGUUGAAAAUAAUUUAUAUAAAAAAUAUCAAAUGUCUUUUUAUUGUGAUUCAAAUAAAGGAUUAAUUUUUUGUUUUCUAACAUCUUUUUCUCAUUUACAAUUAUAUAAUAUAGAAAAAGAUAAACAUGAAAAAUAUUUAUGUUCUUUAAAUAUGACAUAUAAAAGUAGAACAAAUAUUGAAAAAGUAAAUGAUAUGGAAUUAAUAUUUUUUUGUUUUAAUCAUAAUAGAAAUUUAUUAAUGACGAUCGAAAAAAGAAAUUACCUUAUGCCCACCUUAUUAGAUUCUUCAUCACCAAAUUUAAUACAUAGAAUAUAUACUAUAAAGUUUUGGUUACAUGACAAAGAUUUGGAAUAUAAUAAUAUAUAUGAAUAUGCCGUUCCUUGUAAUAUGAUAACGUAUGAUGGUCAAGGAACAAAUGAUGUGUUUAAAGCUAUUAAUGGAAAUAUUAAUAAAACAGUGGAUGAUAUAAAUAUAUGUACCGAUGAUAAUAUAUAUGAUAAUAAUAACAUGUGUGAUAAUAAUAACAUGUGUGAUAAUAAUAACAUGUGUGAUAAUAAUAACAUGUAUGAUAAUAAUAACAUGUAUGAUAAUAAUAACAUGUGUGAUAAUAAUAAUAACAUAUAUAAUAAUAAUAAUAACAUAUAUAAUAAUAAUAAUAACAUAUAUAAUAAUAAUAAUAAUAAUAACAUAUAUAAUAAUAAUAAUAAUAACAUAUAUAAUAAUGAUAUAAUUUCUGUUGAGCAUGAGAAAUAUCAAAUGAUAAAAAGUCAUCCAUUUUUAAACAUGUUCCUAUUAUUUGAAACAAAUGGAAAUAUAAGUAUAUGGUGUUUUGAUAAAUGUGAAAAAAUAUUUGAUGAAUGUAUCUAUAAUGAUUAUGUUGUAGAUUGUUUGGAAAUGGUUACAGAGAAUAUAAAAAUUAUGGAUAAGAUGAUAAACGAAAUGAAUGGAACAGAUAUUCAUAAUAUUUAUAAAAAAAAUAAUAAUGAGCAUGCUGUUGGAUUGUCUUCAUUAAACAACAAUAAUAAUAAUAAUAACAAAAGCGAUGGUGAAGAAAAUAAUAAAAGAAAAUUUUCUAGCAAUAUAAUUACUAUUAUAAAAGAUAUUAAUUAUAACAAUAAUAUUAUUUUAAAUGGUGAUGUUAGUUCAGAUGGGAAAAUAUUUUGUUUAUGUCAUGAUAAAUUUUUCACCAUAUGGGAUACAGUAACUUUAAAAACAUUAGCUGUUAUUAAACAUCCUUUAUAUACAUCAUUAAAUGAACAUAUAUUUAAUUUAUAUAAAGGAAUUGAAGUAAUAGAAUCACAAUAUAAUACAUAUAUCUUAUUUUUUUCUUUCGAUACAAUUUUUAUAUAUUCUCUUGAACAGUUCCAUUUAAUAUAUCAAGAAAAAUUUAAAGGAAUUAUAGAAUAUGUAAAAUUUGAUAAAUAUACAAAUAAAUAUUUAGCUAUAGGUAUAACAAAAAAAUCAAAACAGAAAAAUAAUCAACUAAUACAAAAAAAUUAUAUAUAUGAAUUUAAUGAAAAUUAUUUAAAAAGAAAAAAAUUAUUCUAUUCUACUACACAAAGUCCAAUCUUAUUAGUAGAUUUUGCUCCAUUCAAUAUUUUAAAAAAUAAAAAUUUAAAUCAUUAUCAUAAAUCAACAAUAUUAGUUUCUUUAAAUUCCAAGUUUCAAGUACACACAUUUUAUAUUAACAAUUAUCCAAAUUUUUUAAAAUUAAACUGA
Messenger RNA from Plasmodium reichenowi, 4041 nucleotides. RefSeq lists its product as hypothetical. Gene Ontology annotation, molecular function: protein binding. NCBI's taxonomy places the organism in Eukaryota, Apicomplexa, Aconoidasida, Haemosporida, Plasmodiidae. Bases 1 to 4041 code for a protein of 1346 amino acids. The record is from RefSeq and is a predicted model, not a curated record. The transcript has a single exon.